This is a messenger RNA of Aspergillus homomorphus CBS 101889, 1657 nucleotides long. RefSeq names its product putative methionine aminopeptidase, type II. The coding region runs from base 69 to 1448 and encodes 459 amino acids. Gene Ontology annotation, biological process: proteolysis. The record is from RefSeq and is a predicted model, not a curated record. Gene Ontology annotation, molecular function: metalloaminopeptidase activity. Lineage: Eukaryota; Fungi; Ascomycota; Eurotiomycetes; Eurotiales; Aspergillaceae. The transcript has 7 exons.
CCCCAACCCCCUCAGACCCAACGCCAACAACCUAUGAAAACAACGGGCGUUGAACUACAUACACCAGAAUGGGAUCCAAGACCCCCGAAGGACAUCGGCAAGAGCCCGAUGCCCACACCAGCGACAUCAAGCCCGCCAAUCCCCAAGUCAAAGCCGGAAGAAAUGGUUCCAGCUCUGCAGACAUGGACCGAGGCAUCAUCAGCGACGAGGAUGACGACGAGGACGACCAUACGAAGGAAGAAGCUGGGGUGAGCGAGACUUCCAAUUCCGACAAGAAACAAAAGAAACGCAAGCGGACCAAGAAGAAUAAGAAGAAGAACCCCGCAACCACCAAACAAACGACCCCACCGCGGGUCCCGCUGUCCACCCUCUUCCCGACCAACGAAUACCCAGCGGGCGAACUCGUCCCGUACGAGAACACCGCCCGCACCACGGACGAAGAAAACCGGUACAACUCCCGCCUCUGGGACGACGACAAUUUUCUUCGCGACUACCGCAAAGCGGCCGAGAUCCACCGCCAGGUCCGGCAGUAUGCGCAGAAGGAGCUCAUCAAGCCCGGGGCCAGUCUCAGCGCUAUCGCGGAGGGGAUCGAGGACGGGGUGCGCGCGCUGUCCGGCCACCAGGGCCUGGAACCCGGGGAUUUCUUCCACGCCGGCAUGGGCUUUCCCACGGGCUUGUGUUUGAAUAAUGUUGCGGCGCACUGGACGCCGAAUCCCGGCGCCAAGGAUGUGGUUCUGGAUCAAAAUGAUGUGCUUAAGGUGGAUUUCGGCGUGCAUAUCAAUGGUCGCAUUGUUGACUCUGCAUUCACGGUUGCGUUUGAGGAUAAGUAUGAUAAUCUUCUGACGGCUGUGAAGGAGGCGACCAAUACUGGGAUUCAGCACGCUGGGGUUGAUGCGCGGAUGAGUGACAUCGGUGCGGCGAUCCAGGAGGUGAUGGAGAGCUAUGAGGUCGAGAUCGAUGGGAAGACUCGGCCUGUGAAAGCUAUCCGUAAUAUCACCGGCCACGAUAUCCUGCGAUAUCAGAUCCAUGGUGGGAAACAGAUCCCUUUCAUUAAGAGUAAGAACCGUGAUAAGAUGGAGGAGGGCGAGGUCUUCGCUAUCGAGACUUUCGGGUCUACCGGCAAGGGUUACCUUUACGAUGAUGUGGGUCUCUACGGUUAUGGUAGAAACAAGGACGUCUCUGGCGCGCACCUGCGUCUCGCCUCUGCCAAGUCGCUGUUGAAGACCAUUGACUCUAACUUCGGGUCGAUCGUUUUCUGCCGUCGCUAUCUUGAGAGACUUGGUGUCUCCCAUUAUCAUCUUGGGAUGAAGAAUCUCAUCGACAACGGAAUCGUCGAGUCCUACGCGCCGCUUGUGGACGUGAAGGGCUCCUACACCGCUCAAUUCGAACAUACGAUUCUUCUCCACAGCGGCGGCAAGGAAGUCAUCAGUCGUGGUGACGACUACUAGGCUGGUUUUGACAUCUGUAAACGAUGUCUCUGCCUGUUGCUAUUGACUAAGCAAUGCUUCGUUCAACCCUUUGCUAACCCCGGAUUCAACAUCCGUCAGGUCUUGUUCACUUGAUUCUGUUCAUCGCAUGUUAUGUUUCCUUGGUCUGCCGCUUCGCGGUAGCCUAGCCAUUCAUUACCUACCAACAUAGGGAAUGCAAUUCAUUCUUC